Armigeres subalbatus is the source of this 1137-nucleotide messenger RNA. RefSeq lists its product as uncharacterized. The coding region runs from base 1 to 1137 and encodes 378 amino acids. The transcript is spliced from 3 exons. The record is from RefSeq and is a predicted model, not a curated record. NCBI's taxonomy places the organism in Eukaryota, Metazoa, Arthropoda, Insecta, Diptera, Culicidae.
AUGGCUGCGGAAUUAUCGUCCAAGUCGUUUCCAUCGUCAUCGUCCAUCGAACUGGCGAGUAUCGCAGAGCUUAACCAGCACUGUUUGAUGCCAUUCUUGGCGGUGUUGCGGAAAUUUAUCCGUAUUGUGAUCACAGCGAACGAGCGAAGUUCCUCCGGAAGUUCCUCCGGAAGUUCCUCCGGAAGCUCCUCCAGAAGUUCCUCCGGAAGUUCCUCCGGAAGUUCCUCCGAAAAUUCCUCCGAAAGUUCCUCCGGAAGUUCCUCCGGAAGUUCCUCCGAAAGUUCCUCCGGAAGUUCCUCCGGAAGUUCCUCCGGAAGUUCCUCCGGAAGUUCCUCCGGAAGUUCCUCCGGAAGUUCCUCCGGAAGUUCCUCCGGAAGUUCCUCCGGAAGUUCCUCCGGAAGUUCCUCCGGAAGUUCCUCCGGAAGUUCCUCCGGAAGUUCCUCCGGAAGUUCCUCCGGAAGUUCCUCCGGAAGUUCCUCCGGAAGUUCCUCCGGAAGUUCCUCCGGAAGUUCCUCCGGAAGUUCCUCCGGAAGUUCCUCCGGAAGUUCCUCCGGAAGUUCCUCCGGAAGUUGCUCCGGAAGUUCCUCCGGAAGUUGCUCCGGAAGUUCCUCCGGAAGUUCCUCCGGAAGUUCCUCCGGAAGUUCCUCCGGAAGUUCCUCCGGAAGUUCCUCCGGAAGUUCCUCCGGAAGUUCCUCCGGAAGUUCCUCCGGAAGUUCCUCCGGAAGUUCCUCCGGAAGUUCCUCCGGAAGUUCCUCCGGUUGCUCCGGAAGUUCCUCCGGGAGUUCCUCCGGAAGUUCCUCCGGGAGUAGUCAAUCACCCUCACCACGCAAUCCACCAACAACAUCCGAUAUUCGAAAUCUAUCGACAUCUACAGCUAAACAUCCAAAGGCACCUGAGCACGGCGAUCGAAUACCCCGUAAAGAACAACCUUUUACCUCUCCACCAUCGAAGCGACGAGAUAACCGCAAAUUCGACAAACAGGAUUAUGACGUCAAUACCCGUAGUAGGAGCGGAAAACGGCAGAUGGAAAUAUCUCUUAUUGAAAACAACAACUAUCGGGGGAAACGUAUAUCAACGCCAAACACAAACAGCACCACCUCAAACAACGACAAGAAUAAUGGACAAGAAGCCAUAUAG